Messenger RNA from Entelurus aequoreus (snake pipefish), 1723 nucleotides. Its product is annotated as GDP-L-fucose synthase-like. Lineage: Eukaryota; Metazoa; Chordata; Actinopteri; Syngnathiformes; Syngnathidae. Gene Ontology annotation, biological process: nucleotide-sugar biosynthetic process. The transcript is spliced from 9 exons. The record is from RefSeq and is a predicted model, not a curated record. Bases 682 to 1497 code for a protein of 271 amino acids. Gene Ontology annotation, molecular function: GDP-L-fucose synthase activity.
CUUGGAGGUGCUGAUUCUCAUCCCAGUCGCUUCACACUCAGCUGCGAACCGAUCCAGCGAGAGCUGAAGAUCCUGGCCAGAUGAAGCCAUCAGGACCACAUCAUCUGCAAAAAGCAGAGACCUAAUCCUGCAGCCACCAAUCCAGAUCCCCUCAAGGCCUUGACAGCGCCUAGAAAUUCUGUCCAUAAAAGUUAUGAACAGAAUCGGUGACAAAGGGCAGCCUUGGCGGAGUCCAACUCUCACUGGAAACGUGUCCGACUUACUGCCGGCAAUGCGGACCAAACUCUGGCACUGAUCAUACAGGGAGCGGACCGCCACAAUCAGACAGUCCGAUACCCCAUACUCUCUGAGCACUCCCCACAGGACUUCCCGAGGGACACGGUCGAAUGCCUUCUCCAAGUCCACAAAACACAUGUAGACUGGUUGGGCAAACUCCCAUGCACCCUCAAGGACCCUGCCGAGAGUAUAGAGCUGGUCCACAGUUCCACGACCAGGACGAAAACCACACUGUUCCUCCUGAAUCCGAGGUUCGACUAUCCGGCGUAGCCUCCUCUCCAGCACACCUGAAUAGACCUUACCGGGAAGGCUGAGGAGUGUGAUCCCACGAUAGUUAGAACACACCCUCCGGUUCCCCUUCUUAAAGAGAGGAACCACCACCCCGGUCUGCCAAUCCAGAGGAGCAUGGAUGAGACACAGAAGAUCUUUCGGAAAUAUCAGCCAUCCCAUGUUAUCCACCUGGCUGCCAUGGUGGGAGGACUUUUUAAGAACAUGAAGUUUAACCUGGAUUUCUUGAGGAACAACAUGUACAUCAAUGACAAUGUGUUGCACGCGGCACAUGAAGUGGGUGUUGUCAAGGUUGUUUCCUGUCUGUCUACCUGCAUAUUCCCAGAUAAGACCACCUAUCCAAUUGAUGAGAAAAUGAUUCAUAAUGGCCCACCCCAUGAGUCCAACUUUGGCUACGCCUAUGCAAAAAGAAUGAUAGAUGUCCAAAACAGGGCCUAUUUCCAGCAACAUAAACGUUGCUACACAGCUGUGAUCCCCACCAAUGUGUUUGGUCCACAUGACAACUUCAGUAUUGAAGAUGGUCAUGUGCUGCCAGGUCUAAUUCACAAAGCUUAUAUUGCCAAAAAAGAGGGGAAGCCCUUGGUCGUCUGGGGCUCUGGCACUCCAAAAAGACAAUUUAUUUACUCUUUGGAUUUGGCUCGCCUCUUCCUGUGGGUUUUAAGGGAAUAUCCAGAGGUUGACCCGAUCAUUCUUUCUGUUGGUGAGGAAAAUGAAGUAUCAAUCAAAGAAGCAGCAGAUGCAGUUGUGCAUGCACUGGACUUUAAGGGUGAAGUGGUUUAUGAUACCAGUAAAGCAGAUGGGCAGUUAAAAAAGACGGCCAGUAAUGCAAAGUUGUGCAGCUAUCGACCAGAUUUUUGCUUCACACCCUUCCAACAAGCACUCAAGGAGACAUGUGAUUGGUUUGUCGCCAACUAUGAUACAGCUCGCAAGUGAAAACAGUACCAAGUGGGGAAAAACAACUCAAUCAGCAAUCGGUUACAAGAUGCUCAAACAGAAGUUGCCGAGAGCAUGGUUUGCAUUACUGAGUAAACUGGAUGAAGAAUCUCAUCUGCAACAUUCAACUAUGAAGAUUACUCUUAUUUUUCCAUCAGAUGUGUAUUGGUUUGUAACAUUUUCACAUUAAAAACGCCUUGGCAAACUAAAAAUCUGCACGACCUCU